AUGAUCGCUGUGAGGCGCUGGGGCAGACCCUGCCUUUUCCCCUUGCAGCUCUUCAGCCUCUGCUGGGUGCUCUCAGUGGCCCAGAGCAAGACAGUCCGAUACAGCACCUUCGAGGAGGAUGCCCCCGGUACGGUUAUUGGGACCCUGGCUGAAGACCUGCAUAUGAAAGUGUCCGGAGACACAAGCUUCCGCCUGAUGAAGCAGUUCAACAGCUCUCUGCUCCGGGUGCGCGAAGGCGACGGGCAGCUGACCGUCGGGGACGCGGGCCUGGACCGCGAGCGGCUGUGCGGCCAAGCCCCGCAGUGCGUGCUGGCCUUCGACGUGGUCAGCUUCUCGCAGGAGCAGUUCCGGCUGGUGCACGUGGAGGUGGAGGUGAGGGACGUCAACGACCACGCGCCGCGCUUUCCCCGCGCCCAGAUCCCGGUGGAGGUGUCCGAGGGUGCGGCCGUGGGCACGCGCAUCCCGCUGGAAGUGCCGGUGGACGAGGACGUCGGCGCCAACGGGCUGACGGACGCGACCUCGUCUGCCGGGCCCGGGGCGCCGGAGGCCGGCGCCACCUCGCUGGUGCCGGAGGGGGCGGCGCGCGAGAGCCUGGUGGCGUUGGUCAGCACCUCGGACAGGGACUCGGGCGCCAACGGGCAGGUGCGCUGCGCCCUCUACGGGCACGAGCACUUCCGGCUGCAGCCGGCCUACGCCGGCAGCUACCUGGUGGUGACCGCGGCGUCACUGGACCGCGAGCGCAUCUCCGAGUACAACCUGACCCUGGUGGCCGAGGACCGCGGCGCCCCCCCGCUGCGCACCGUGCGGCCCUACACCGUGCGCGUGGGCGACGAGAACGACAACGUGCCGCUCUUCACGCGGCCGGUCUACGACGUGUCGGUGCGCGAGAACAACCCGCCCGGCGCCUACCUGGCCACGGUGGCCGCCCGGGACCCGGACCUGGGCCGCAACGGCCAGGUCACUUACCGGCUGCUGGAGGCCGAGGUGGGCCGCGCUGGGGGCGCCGUAUCCACCUACGUCUCAGUGGACCCGGCUACAGGGGCCAUCUACGCGCUGCGCAGCUUUGACUAUGAGACGCUGCGCCAGCUCGACGUGCGCAUCCAAGCCAGCGACGGCGGCUUCCCUCAGCUUUCCAGUACCGCCUUGGUGCAAGUGCGGGUGCUCGACCAGAACGACCAUUCACCGGUCCUGGUGCACCCUGUGCCGGCAAACGGCUCCCUAGAAGUGGCGGUCCCCGGGCGCACAGCAAGGGACACGGCCGUGGUGCGCGUGCAAGCCCGAGAUGCGGACGAGGGCGCCAAUGGGGAUCUGGCCUUCGACCUGCAGCAGCAGGAGCCGCGCGAAGUCUUCGCCAUCGGCCGCCGCACGGGGGAGAUCGUGCUCACCGGCGACCUCUCUCAGGAGCCGCCGGGCCGUGUGUUCAAGGCGUUGCUGGUCAUAUCCGACGGCGGCCGUCCCCCUCUGUCCACCACCGCGACUGUCAGCUUCGUGGUAACAGCAGGCGUGGGGCGCGGGCCGGCCGCGCCUGUCAGUGCGGGAAACCCGGAGCGCUCCCGCCCACCUGGCUCACGGCUCGGGGCGUCGGGGCCGGCGCUGCAAUGGGACACGCCACUGAUCGUCAUCAUCGUGCUGGCCGGGAGCUGCACGCUGCUGCUGGCCGCCAUCAUCGCUAUCGCCACCACCUGCAAUCGCCGCAAGAAGGAGGUGCGCAAAGGGGGGUCCCUCCGGGAAGAACGGCCUGGGGCUGCGGGCGGCGGAGCCUCGGCUCCCGGCUCCCCGGAGGAGGCCACCCGGGGAGCCGGGCCCAGGCCCAACAUGUUCGACGUGCUCACCUUCCCUGGCAGCGGCAAAGCGCCCUUUGGCAGCCCCGCGGCCGACGCGCCCCCGCCCGUGGUCACCGCGGCCGAAGUGCCGGGCUCGGAGGGCGGCAGUGCCACUGGGGAAAGCGCCUGUCACUUCGAGGGGCAGCAGCGGCUCCGCGGUGCGCACGCCGAGCCCUACGGUGCCUCCCCUGGCUUCGGAAAGGAGCCGGCGCCCCCUGUGGCAGUCUGGAAGGGUCACUCAUUCAACACCAUCUCUGGCCGAGAAGCGGAGAAGUUCAGCGGCAAAGACAGCGGCAAAGGGGACAGUGAUUUCAAUGACAGCGAUUCCGACAUCAGCGGGGACGCUCUGAAAAAGGAUCUCAUCAACCACAUGCAGAGUGGACUGUGGGCGUGCACAGCUGAGUGUAAGAUCCUGGGCCACUCUGACCGCUGCUGGAGCCCGUCCUGCAGUGGCCCCAAUGCCCAGCCCUCCUCUCAUCCACCAGCCCAGAUGUCAACCUUCUGUAAGAGCACGUCCCUGCCUCGGGAUCCUCUGCGCAGGGACAAUUACUACCAGGCCCAGCUGCCCAAGACAGUGGGGCUGCAGAGCGUCUAUGAAAAAGUGCUUCACAGAGACUAUGACAGGACAGUCACUCUGCUCUCCCCUCCCCGUCCAGGAAGGCUCCCAGACCUGCAAGAGAUCGGGGUACCCCUCUAUCAGUCCCCCCCUGGCAGGUACCUGUCCCCGAAGAAGGGAGCCAAUGAAAAUGUGUAAUCCCAUGCUGCAUGUCUUCACACAUACACAGGUCACUCUGAGAAGCCCCUAAGUUAUUGACCAGUUUCAGUGUUGUAUAUAUAAAUAUGCAAGAUGUGCCUUAAAAUGAAGUUGUUGGAAGCUAUUUCCAAUCACAUUGGUACUGUUUGGUAUUUGCAAACAAAAAUGUAGUUAACGUAAUUUUUAUGAAAUGUGUGCAGUAUUUAAUUUUUCUUAUCAUGCUAUUGAUUUUAAUUUCACUUGCAGCUUGCCAUUUUCUUAGUGUUUUUAACCUGUACAUUGUGUAAUGUAAUGUUUGUAUAUAAUGAAAUUUUGUUAUAUUUUUAUAUAAUAAAAGCUAAAGUGAAAGUUAUUGCCAAAGGAACUGUCUGUAAGACAAAAAAACAAAACACGUUGGAAUUACCUAAUGGGAAUUUAUCUUUCACCUGAAACAACCUAGUGUUUGAGAAGUUUUGCCUUGCCAAGUAUAACUUGUAUAUCUUGAGUCUGUAGUAGAUUUCAAGUUCUAUGUUAUUUAAUUACAUUUGGUUUUCUGUAAACCAUGUCACUUAUAAGCACAGUAAUAAAGGAUUUGUCAUGUGUUUGAAGAA
Molecule: messenger RNA, 3167 nt
Organism: Galeopterus variegatus (Sunda flying lemur)
Lineage: Eukaryota; Metazoa; Chordata; Mammalia; Dermoptera; Cynocephalidae
Gene: PCDH8
Product: protocadherin 8
Exons: 4
Coding region: 1-2577 (858 amino acids)
Biological process (GO): homophilic cell-cell adhesion
Cellular component (GO): plasma membrane
Molecular function (GO): calcium ion binding
Source: RefSeq, a predicted model, not a curated record